AGAAAUUUCAUCAUUUUUUAAAGACUUUAUUUCGGAUCAAGCCAUAUAAAAGCAGUGGACGAGAGGAAGCAAAUAACAAACGAUUGAAACUCAUUAGAAAUUUAAAAUGAAUUUGGAUGACCUACGGCGCUUGAGAAUUGCAGAUCAUGUCGAUAUAGUGGGCGUAGUUUUAGCCAGUGUAAUUGUGAUAAUAUCUUUGUACAAAUUGUUUGGUCCUCGUCGGUAUAAGCUUCCUCCGGGACCAUGGGGCUUACCUUUCGUAGGAUAUAUCCCUUUUCUUUCUAAGGACCCACACAAAGUUUUCACAAAGUUGGCUGAAAAAUAUGGAAAUAUAUUCAGUGUAAAUCUUGGAGGAGGUGUCAACAUAGUUCUCAAUGAUUUUGAAUCAGUGAAGGAAGCAUUUAACAACCCUGACAUUUUGGAUAGACCGCCGCACAUAUUCGAUUUUAUGCCCAAUGGCCUCGGAUUCGCUGGUCACAACGGAGCGGAAUGGAUCGAACAGCGAAGAUUUGCAAUGAAAACCUUAAAGGAUAUUGGAAUAGGCAGAAUUGCUUGGGAAAGUAAAGUAGAAACUGAGGUGGAGGAUUUCGUGCUACUUCUGGAGCAACAGGGUGGCAAACCUUACGAUGUUUACAACAUCCUCUCCACCAGCGUCUCCAACAACAUCACCAGCAUCAUCCUGGGCAAGCCCCUCCUGAGAGGAGACCCGAGAAGAGCCAUCGUAGACGGGGGAAUCGAGGGCGCCAUUAUGAGUUUCGGCAGCAACAACCUCGCCUCUUUCUUCCCUUUCCUCAUGCAGUUCCUCGCCAAGUUGGGCCUGACGUCGCAAGCCAAAACUUUCAAGAAAGUUUCAGAUUUCCACGAAUUCAUCAAAAGUGAGAUGGAACGACGUAAAAGUAUUCCCUCAGACGAAUGGAACGAAGAAAUUUUCAUUGACGGAUACUUGAAGGAAAUUCAAAAGACCAAAGAAAAAACAGGAGUGAAAACUUGGUUCAAUGAAAAUAACCUGACUGGCAGCUCUCAAGCGUUAUUAAUUGGCGGAAGCGACACCUCGCGGACGUUCCUUUGCUGGAUCUUCCUGGCCAUGGCCAUCUACCCCGAUGUGCAAAAGAAGGUCCAGAAAGAAAUCGAAGCUGUUUUGGGAAAAGAUGGGAAACUGAAAUGGUCGGAGCGAGCUAAGAUACCUUAUACAUAUGGCACCAUUCUGGAAACUCACAGAUGGAGAACCAUUACACCUGUGGGAGUACCACACUGUGCAAGCCAGGAUACGAAAAUUGGAGGAUACGAUGUUCCCAAAGGAUCAGGUGUUCUUCCUAACAUCUAUGCUCUUCACAAUGAUCCUAAAUACUGGAAAGAUCCUGAGAGAUUCAUGCCAGAGAGAUUCUUGGACAAGAACGGCUGCCUAAUCAUGACUAGACUCGAUAGCUUUGCGCCCUUUUCGCUUGGUAGGCGAAUCUGUCCCGGUGAGAUGGUAGCGAUGAUGGAAAUAUUCCACUACUUCACCGUCAUCAUGCAGAGAUUCGACAUUCGGCCUCUGAGUGACUCUCCGCCGAAUGCCGAUGAAGGAAUCAAUGGAGCCACCUUCCAACCCAUUCCACAGAAACUGAGAUACAUUCCGAGAGCGUGAUAGGAUAUUCUCAAAACACUACAAAAUUUCAAUCGUUUUAGAAUGUAUCGAGGACUUCAAACUUUUCAUCGUUUCAAUAAGUUUACAAGAGAAAUGAUUCAUGAACUAUUUAUAAGAUAAAAAAUAUUGUGUAAAGCCUCCUCUAAAAAGUGAAAAUAAUUUUGAUGAUUCAUGUAAAUAAAUUUGUUUCAAGUUAUAAA
Argiope bruennichi is the source of this 1827-nucleotide messenger RNA. RefSeq names its product cytochrome P450 2J4-like. Bases 107 to 1627 code for a protein of 506 amino acids. Gene Ontology annotation, molecular function: monooxygenase activity; iron ion binding; heme binding. Lineage: Eukaryota; Metazoa; Arthropoda; Arachnida; Araneae; Araneidae. The record is from RefSeq and is a predicted model, not a curated record. The transcript has 8 exons.